Messenger RNA from Cynara cardunculus var. scolymus (artichoke), 1329 nucleotides. RefSeq names its product peptidyl-prolyl cis-trans isomerase CYP21-1-like. The transcript has 7 exons. Gene Ontology annotation, biological process: protein folding; protein peptidyl-prolyl isomerization. Gene Ontology annotation, cellular component: intracellular membrane-bounded organelle. Lineage: Eukaryota; Viridiplantae; Streptophyta; Magnoliopsida; Asterales; Asteraceae. The record is from RefSeq and is a predicted model, not a curated record. Gene Ontology annotation, molecular function: peptidyl-prolyl cis-trans isomerase activity. The coding region runs from base 352 to 1080 and encodes 242 amino acids.
AGAAUUGGGCCUUGCAUCAUACCGGCUUUGUCUUUCAGACAAUUAGUCAAACACCUGGUGUGUGAGCCAAUCCCAGUAGAUACGAUCAAGAACAAGAAUUAAUACGCCAAACGACAAAGAGUUCAAUCAAUUCAUUCUACGUAGUCGGAGAUAUCAGCACCUAAACCGCUGGAUUAAGAACGUUUGAUUCGAUUCACUCACUGACAUUCCAUGUUAAGAAAAAAGGGGGAAAAAGUUAUACUCCACUUGCGCAAGUGUUUUCUGAUCUUCUUCAAAGUUUUUUCAGUGGGGUUCUGUAAUUAUUGAAGAAUUUUUGAAUUUAAUUCGUUUCUGGGGUUGGAGAUUGGGUUAAUGUAUGAGAAAGAAGAAGAACCUGAAUCAGAUAUGGGUCGAGAGAUCUGGAAUCUACUACGGCCGCGAUUCCUUAUUAUCUUCUUGAUCGGUUCAGUCCUUGUCUACCUUGCCUUCUCAUCGUUCUCUCAACAGGAGGAAGAGACAGUGGAGGAGGUGCAUGAAAUUACGCACAGAGUAUUCCUGGAUGUUGAUAUUGACAAGCAACGUUUAGGAAGAAUCGUUCUCGGAUUGUAUGGCGAAGUUGUGCCAAAAACUGUUGAAAAUUUCCGUUCUUUAUGCACAGGGGAAUUGGGAAAGGGUGCUAGUGGUAAACCGCUACAUUAUAAAGGAACACCUUUCCAUCGUAUCAUUCCUGGGUUCAUGAUUCAAGGCGGAGAUAUUGUCUAUCGUGACGGUAGGGGGAAUGAAUCCAUAUACGGUGGCACAUUCCGUGAUGAAAAUUUCAAGAUCAAGCACUCACAUGCAGGUAUGGUGGCCAUGGUGAAUUCGGGACCGGAUUCUAAUGGCUCGCAGUUCUUCAUCACUACAGUCAAGGCCUACUGGUUAGAUGGGGAACAUGUUGUUUUUGGCAAGGUUAUCGAAGGGAUGGAUAAUGUGUACGCAAUAGAAGGAGGAGCAGGUACGUACAGUGGGAAACCUAGGAAAAAAGUGGUAAUCUCUGAUUCGGGCGAGAUCCCAAAAAAUGAAUGGAAUGGGGAAACACGAAGCACGGUAACUGAAUCAUGACAAUGAGAUUGCGAUAGCUAGAUUUUACAGUAUGAUUAUUAUGUUUCUUUGGGUUUUAGAUAGCUUCAUAUUCAUACUUUUUAUCAUCUCCAUCUGCAUUUUUCUUCUUGAUGAUAUCUCAUAGUGAAUUUUGAUUAGGAACUUUAAGAAAAAGUGCAGUCUUUAUAUUUGCACUUUGUUAAUGACACAUGUCUACUUGUAGCAAAUGGGGAUUAAAGUAUGAAUAAUAUUUGAAGAUAUCUUGAUCUU